AUGAAUAUUUUCUUUCCGGCCCUUAGUCUUCUCGCCGGGACGGCAUUCGGCCUAAACUAUACCGAACCAUAUCGUCCUCAAUACCAUUUCUCCCCUGCCAAGAACUGGAUGAAUGAUCCCAACGGACUGUUAUAUCACAAUAGCACCUAUCAUCUUUUCUUCCAGUACAAUCCCGCUGGUAUUGAAUGGGGGAAUAUGUCGUGGGGUCAUGCAACGAGUAGGGAUUUGACCCACUGGGAUGAGCGGCCUGUUGCUCUCCUUGCUCGCGGAUAUCCCGAAAAUGUCACCAAGAUGUAUUUCACAGGAAGUGCGGUAGCAGAUGUGAACAACACUAGUGGAUUCGGAGUCGAGGGAAAGAUUCCUUUGGUCGCCAUGUAUACUUCUUCGUAUCCUAUCUCCCAAGAACUGCCAAGCGGGAAGUAUGUCCGUGCAGAGCAGCAAUCUCAGUCAAUCGCCUAUAGCCUUGAUGAGGGCGAGACUUGGACAAGAUAUGAUGCCGAGAACCCCGUGAUUCACAACCCACCAUCUCCUUAUGCAGCAGAAUUCGAGAACUUCCGGGAUCCCUUUGUGUUCUGGCAUGGCGAUACACAGAAAUGGAUCUCCGUCACAGUUUUGGCAUCACUCCACAAAAUCUUAAUAUGGAGUUCUGAUAAUCUCAAAGAGUGGUCUUUAGCCAGCGAGUUCGGACCAUAUAAUGCUGUCGGUGGCGUGUGGGAAUGUCCCAAUAUGUUUGAAUUGCCCAUCAAAGGAGACCCAUCAGCUAAGAAAUGGGUAAUAGUUUUAGGACUCAAUCCUGGUGGACCACCUGGCACGGUCGGAUCAGGCACGCAAUACUUCAUUGGCGACUUCAAGGGAACCACUUUCAAGCCGGAUUCUGCUAGCAUCCAUCCAGGUAAUAAUUCUGCAAACUGGAUGGAUUGGGGUCCGGACUUUUAUGCUGCCACCAGUUAUAACGGACUUCCCGAUGGAGACGUAGUCCAGAUCGCGUGGAUGAAUAAUUGGCAGUAUGGCGAGGUGAUCCCCACAAGCGCUUGGCGAAGCGCCAUGUCUGUUCCCUGUCAGUUGUCUCUGAAGAAAGUUGAAAAAGAGGUGAUUUUACUUCAACAACCGCAACAGAACUGGCGGAGGGUCGUCAACCUUGUCAACCACCAGACCUUCAAACAUUCCUGGAAAUCUGUACCGAAAGGAUCAACCCGCCUUGAACCCCCAGGCAGAGCAUUCAAUAUCGAUUUGAGCUUUUCCGAUCACGACUACGAUGAUUCUCUGGCAUCGACGUUUGCGAUAGCUGUCCGUACUAGCUCUGACCUCAAGCAAGAAGCACUCAUCGGGUACAACUUUACCAGCAAAGAGGUAUUCAUGGAUAGGCGAAAUUCGAGAGAUGUAUCUUUCGACAAGACCUUUGCAAGCUUGUAUCACGGAUCACUGCCAUCACGCGCGGAUAAGCCUAUCAACUUGCAGAUCUUUGUCGAUUGGUCCAGCGUUGAAGUCUUGGGUGGUGAAGGAGAGGUUUCUUUGACGGCUCAGAUCUUCCCAGAGGGAAAUUCAACUGAGGCGCGGCUUGUCUCGAUAGAUAGAGUAACCUAG
This is a messenger RNA of Penicillium vulpinum, 1584 nucleotides long. Its product is annotated as glycoside hydrolase family 32 protein. NCBI's taxonomy places the organism in Eukaryota, Fungi, Ascomycota, Eurotiomycetes, Eurotiales, Aspergillaceae. The transcript has 2 exons. The record is from RefSeq and is a predicted model, not a curated record. Gene Ontology annotation, molecular function: sucrose alpha-glucosidase activity. Gene Ontology annotation, biological process: sucrose catabolic process. The coding region runs from base 1 to 1584 and encodes 527 amino acids.